Messenger RNA from Peromyscus californicus insignis, 792 nucleotides. It is a transcript of the gene Izumo3, whose product is annotated as IZUMO family member 3. Bases 1 to 792 code for a protein of 263 amino acids. The record is from RefSeq and is a predicted model, not a curated record. The transcript has 7 exons. Lineage: Eukaryota; Metazoa; Chordata; Mammalia; Rodentia; Cricetidae.
AUGGGUGACCUAUGGGUACUUCUGCUUUUGCCUCUGUCCCUGGCAGCCUUUCAUGGGGUCAAAGGCUGUUUGGAGUGUGACCCCAAAUUCAUAGAGGAUGUUAGGACCUUGUUGGGAAAGCUGGUACCUGUAGAAGUUCCUGGGAGAACUCAACUGCUUGACAGGCAGCAUCAGGAGAUAACCCACUUAAGCUCCAAAGUCUCCCACAAGGAUAAGACGCUUCGGUUGUUGGAUGUUCGAAAUGUUGUCAAAUGGAGAGUAUGGCUCAAGGGGGAACUUUAUAAACUGGGCAAUGAAACAUGGAAAGGUGUCUUUAUCACCCAAGGCAAGUUUCUUAGUGUUCGCCAACACCUGGAAUCCCAACUGAAAGAAACGCUGAAGAACUUCGCUGCAAUUGCUUGUUCAGAAGAUUGCAUUGUAACUGAAGGUCCUGUCCUUGACUGUUGGACCUGUCUUCGCAUGACCACUCGAUGUUUCAGAGGAGACUAUUGUAAAGAUGAGAAUCCAAAGAAGGCUGAAAAUCGAGAGAUUGCGCUGUAUCUGGUAUUGAUAGCAGAAGCUGUAAUAUUGGCAAGUGCUGUGUUACUAUUCCAUUUUUGUAUCUCACAUCGGAGAAAAAUGAAGGUAAUACGAAGGACACUGAAGACAUAUUUGGAGAAGAAACUUGAAGAAUUAGUGGGGGUGGUAGAUACAGAUGAUGAGCAAAAGGAUUUGGAGACCCUGAAAUCAAGUUCGCAGUCUCAGACAGGAAAUCCUUCAAGUGUUGAGUCAGAGUUGCAAACUGGGACUUGA